Papaver somniferum (opium poppy) is the source of this 2607-nucleotide messenger RNA. RefSeq names its product disease resistance protein SUMM2-like. The record is from RefSeq and is a predicted model, not a curated record. Lineage: Eukaryota; Viridiplantae; Streptophyta; Magnoliopsida; Ranunculales; Papaveraceae. Gene Ontology annotation, molecular function: ATP hydrolysis activity; protein binding; ADP binding. The transcript has 3 exons. The coding region runs from base 1 to 2607 and encodes 868 amino acids.
AUGGAGAUUGUUGGUCCCGUCGUCGACAUAAUCUCUUGUCUAUGGAAUUGUUCUGCUGUCCAUGGAAAGUAUUAUCCCUGUGAAAUAAAACAAAACGUGAAAUCUCUUAAAAAUUUAAUUAUCAAAUUAAGAGAACGAAGGGAUGAUGUGAAGGAGAGGGUUGAUAUUGCAGAAUCAAACCCAACAAAACCAGUGAAACGUACCCAUGAAGUCGGCGGUUGGCUUCCUCGUGUAGAAGCUUUGGAACAACAAGUAGAAAAUAUUUUACGAGAAGUAGAAAGUGCUUAUAAUGGAGGCGGCAGCUAUUUUUGUUGUUGGGGUCGAAAGAAUUGUUGCAGUGGUUACAGACUUGGGAAAUUGGUAGUGGAAAAGAUAAAUGCAGUAGAGAAAUUGUUGGAGGAAGGUAACUUCAAUGCCGUUGUUGAAGAAUCUCAACCCGAUCCUAUUCGAGAGAUAUGCACCAAUAAAACUCUUGGAAUGGACCAAAAGCUUGAGCAUGUAUGGAGUUUAUUGGUUGAUGAGACAAGUCCUGUGAGAGUUAUAGGCUUACAUGGAAUGGGUGGUGUUGGAAAGACUACUCUUAUAAUGAAUCUGAACAAUGAGUUUCUUAAAAGAAACCAUCCUUUUGAUUCAGUCAUUUGGGCUGUGGUGUCGAAAGAUUUCGAUGUAAAAAAUAUUCAAAAUCAGAUCGGCAAGUCACUUGGGUUGUCUUGGUCAGAAGAAACUAUAGAUGAUAGAGCCAAAGAUCUGACCCAAGUGUUGAAGAACAAAAAGUUUGUGUUGUUCUUAGAUGAUAUAUGGAAAAGAGUUGAUUUACAAAUAAUUGGAAUUCAAUCUCAAGAGCUAACCAAAUCUAGAGUUGUAUUCUCAACCAGAUGCGAGUCGGUGUGUGGGUGCAUGAAAGCUGAUGAAAUCAUCAAAGUAAAUUGCUUAGAUUGGAAUGAUUCUUGGCGUCUUUUUCAACAAAAUGUCGGUCAAAGAGCGCUAAGUUUCCAUACUGAUGUAUCCAAUCUUUCUAAGAAAGUUGCCAAAGAAUGUCUUGGUCUUCCGCUAGCACUGAUCGCUAUUGGUCGAACCAUGGCUACAAAAUUAACUCUUCAAGAGUGGAAACAUGCACACAAUGUUUUGAAGAAAUCAGCAUCUGAGUUUUCCGGCAUGGUUGAUGAAGUGCUGGUUAUUUUGAAGUUUAGUUAUGAUAAUUUGCAAAAUGAAAAGUUGAAGUCUUGUUUCUUAUGUUGCUCCUUAUACCCAGAAGACUAUUUGAUAGGUAAGGAUAAACUAAUUAGACUUUGGUUAGGAGAAGGAUUCUUAGAUGAAGUUGAUGAUAUGGAUGAAGCUUAUACCGAAGGUCAUGAUGUAAUUGAUAGUCUUAAAAGUGCGCGUUUGCUAGAAAAUGGUCCCUGUAACUGUUGUAUGGAAGAUUCGGUGAAGAUGCACGAUGUAGUUCAUGAUUUGGCAAUUUGGAUAGCCUCAGAUAUCUGGGAAAGAAAAGGUAAGCAUUUAGCAGUUCAAGCAGGAAGCAAGCUAAAGCUCCGUGAAUGGAAGAAGGCAGAGAAGAUAUCUCUAAUAGGAAAUAUCUCUAUCAAACAACUUAGUGGAGCACCAAAUUGCUUGUAUCUCUCAACUUUGUUGCUUCAAAGCAGUAACGUGCGUACUAUAUCUGAUGACUUUUUCCAAUGCAUGCCCAUGCUUAAAGUUUUAGAUAUGUCCGGUGGGAAAAUCAGGGAGAAGCUACCACCAAGCAUUUUCUCGCUAACGGAAUUAGAGUACCUUGAUCUAUCAUGUGUCGACCGUAGAAAUAUUUCUAGAAUUGAACUAAGUCCACAAACUUUGGGUUGUCUUACAAAAUUAAAGAUGUUGGACUUAUUUAAUUCACAGAUAUACAACUGGGAAGAAUUAGGUGGACCAAGUCUGAGCGACUUGGAAUGCUUAAAAGCAUUGGAUUAUCUCGGAAUCAAUCUAGAGACGGUUGUUGCACUUCAAAAAUUGGUAAGUAUCCACAAAUUGCAAUUGUCCACAAAAUUGCUGCUAGUCAACAGAUGUGAGGGUAUUACAACUCUCGUUUUGUCACCGAUGUCUUUACCAUCAUCACCAAUAUCAUCAAUAGUUAGCCUGGCAAGCAUGGUUAGUUUAAAAUCACUACAUCUCAAAAUGUGUGAUGAGUUAGAAGAGCUGAGAAUCAUGAGUUGCGUAGGUAUGGAAGAUAAUGUUACUUUGCUUAUGACUUUGGAGAAACUUUAUAUUGAUAGCAUAUGGAAUUGUCAAAGAUUGUGUGGGAUGUGCCUCGAAGGUCAGGGAUUCUGCUUUUUGAUCCUUAAAGAUGUAAGUAUUAUGUAUUAUCCUAAAGUGAAGGAUGUAUCAUGGUUGAUUUAUGCUCAAAAUCUUGAGAAGCUUGAACUGUUUUGUCUACAAGAAUUGGAAGAGGUAAUAUCUGAUAGGUUUGCAGGAGAAGACAUGUUAAGUAACGUGUUUUCAAGACUAAAGCAUUUGAAGUUGCAUGGGCUCAGGAACCUAAAGAAGAUAUCAUUUGGUUCCUAUGCUGAAUCAAAAAGAAUCAUUUAUGCUCCUUAUGCUGCAGCCGAACAUGAUGAAGUUAAGGGAGAUUAA